AUGGCUGACACCCAUAACGCUCUGGCAGGACCGUCUACCCCACGAUGCAAGACGCCGACACGCAAGAGAAGAAUCAGAGCAUCCAUCACGAAUGAGUUCUCGGUCAAACGACAGCGGAUAUCUAUUGGUCCUAUAGAUAUUGCCACUGAGCCAAUACCAAAGAACGAAUAUGCGGACGUCAAUACAGAACCUAGAUCCGACCGGUUCAUUUCCACCCGCCCCGACAUACUCUUUCCCAUCAAUACUACACCUCGAACGAACAGAGUAGCGCAGAUGCUCGGUCUUGCGGAUGACCGGUUUCUGAACUUUACCGACUCGACGUCAGCACCCCCAGACAAGAUGAUGCUCUCCCUCCGUCGUUCCGCCUCCCAACUCUUCCACACACCCGCCACCCUUUCACCCACGUCAUCUCUCUCCCAUCUCGCCAAGCGUCGACAAUUUAUCCUCGCUCUCGAUGGCCCAGGCAUCCCACAAGACCCGUGGGCAUAUCCCCUCUCAUGGUCGAAGAAGAACGUCAUCGCCGUCGCGUGUGGUCACGAUAUUUACUACCAAAACCUCGACACCCGGGAGAUCGCUCACUUAUGCAAUUUGCCUCGUUCGACUAUGGGUCGUAUACGAGCUCUCGAAUUCGCGGAGGAUGUAGCGAGCUGUAACCUGGUGGCGCUGGGUACGACGACCGGGUCUGUACAGGUGUGGGAUACGGGUGAAGAGAAGAAGAGGAUCAGGUUGUGGUCGGAUGCGAAUUGGGCUGGCGCAACGGUGGUAAGCUGGAAGGGUGCGAAGAGUCAGGAAUUUGUUGUUGGGAGGCAUGAUGGAAAGAUGUCGUUGUACGAUGUGAGGGUGGAGAAGGAGUUGAGCGGGUGGAAGGGGCAUAAAGGAGAUGUGUUUGGUGCCAAGUGGAGUGAGGAUCAGAGGUUCUUGGCGAGUGUGGAUAAUAGAGGGACGGUACUUGUUUGGGAUUCGAGGAAUAUGAGCACGAAGUUGGCAAAAAUGAGGCAUAUAGGUCCAGCUAAGGCUCUCGCAUGGUGUCCUUGGAAACCCGACCUGCUCGCCACUGCGGGGACCUAUCCAGACGGAACCAUCAAGAUCUGGUCAGCAUCCAACUUCAACUCUCCAUCCCUCUCCGCCUCCUCUUUCGCAUCCGCCUCUUCUUCCAACCUAGCCUCCACCUCAACACAUCACACCGGCUCCAUCUGCCCGACGCCUCUUAGCACCAUAACAGUCAACUCCUCAAUUUAUUCCCUUCACUGGUCCCCUCACUGCAAAGAGCUCCUCUCAGUGCACGGUCUCUCCUGGCUCGCAUCACCCUUCUCUUCUUCCCCCUCCAACGACCUCAAUAAUACCCACAUAGCCUCAGCCUCCUUAGCAAACACUCCAAUCCAGCCCGCCCCCUCCGCGCUCACGAACUCGAUAACGGUCCAUUCGUGGCCGAACUGUAAGAGGCUUGUGAGCGUGACGGCGCAUAGCGGGACGGUGGGGCAGAGCUGUUUGAGUCCGGACGGCACGAUGGUGUUUACACUCUGUUAUAGGGAGGAGGCGAUGAAGAUGUGGAAGGUUUGGGGGGAGAGGGGGAAAGGCGGGCCGGGGGAAGAGGGGACAAGGAGGGCGUUCGAGAAAUUUAGUAUCCGGUGAUGAGGUCUUGGUUGCUUGUUCCAGCUCACUCUUUUCGGUCGUUUGGGUGAUCUUUUCGUCUUGUUUAUUGGUGGUUUCUUGAUCAUUUAUAGUAGAAAGGAUAGUAGUAUUAUGUGCGUGUGUAUGUGUGGCGGGGUAUCAAAAGUCGAAGUCUUGCUUUCGUUCAGUGUAUCUUGCUUUCGAAAGUUGUGUACUUAUCUGAACUCAUAUAUCUCCCCUCCCUUGUUUAUCGGUUCCUUACUCAUUUCUUUUGUUUGUGCUGUCUUGACACGAUCUCCCUCUUCUCGAGUUCACUCCCGCUCUCGAUUUUCUUGCCUUCUCUUGUACAUGUUCUCCUUUUUCUUUUGGCAGCCCGUCGGUCCAUGACUGCAGUGGCUUUUCUUGUAAUCGUGUUACUACCGUUACAGUACAUACUCGUACGGGUGUAGAUCUUUGUCUUAGGUGUCUU
Messenger RNA from Stereum hirsutum FP-91666 SS1, 2080 nucleotides. Its product is annotated as WD40 repeat-like protein. Gene Ontology annotation, molecular function: anaphase-promoting complex binding; ubiquitin ligase activator activity; protein binding. Gene Ontology annotation, biological process: anaphase-promoting complex-dependent catabolic process; positive regulation of anaphase-promoting complex-dependent catabolic process; positive regulation of ubiquitin protein ligase activity. NCBI's taxonomy places the organism in Eukaryota, Fungi, Basidiomycota, Agaricomycetes, Russulales, Stereaceae. Bases 1 to 1632 code for a protein of 543 amino acids. Gene Ontology annotation, cellular component: anaphase-promoting complex. The transcript is spliced from 4 exons. The record is from RefSeq and is a predicted model, not a curated record.